Messenger RNA from Prorocentrum cordatum, 978 nucleotides. Lineage: Eukaryota; Dinophyceae; Prorocentrales; Prorocentraceae. The record is from the annotation of a GenBank genome assembly.
AUGGCGCAGGUCAUCCGCGAGCUGGCGGCGGCCAACGGCUGGGCCGACAGGGUAGUCGUCGUGAACAAGGUGCUGCAGAACAUCGGCGAUGUGGAGGUGCCCGAGCAGGUCGACGUCAUAGUGCACGAGACGCUGGGGAACUUCCUCUUCGCGGAACGCGGCAUCGAAACGGUGCUGCUCGCCAGGCAACGCUUCCUCAGACCCGGCGGCAAGCUUUUCCCGGCCUUCGCGACGCUCUGCCUGGCCCCGUUCGAGGACGCGCACAUCUACCAGGCGCGAAGAAUCAAAGCCAGCAACCUCUGGGCCGACACCGACUUCUUCGGGGUGGACCUGUCCUCUCAGGAGGGUCGCGCACGCUCCGAGCUCUUCGCGCGGCCGCUGAGCGACCAGUUUCACCCCGACCAGCUGCGGGCGGACGCCAGCACGCAGGCGUUUGACUUCCGCACGUUGUUGCCGGAGGAGCUGCAGGACUUCUCCGUGGGGCUCGCCUGCCGCGCCAAGAGCACCUGCGUCGUGCACGGCGUGGCUGGUUGGUUCGAGGCCCACUUCGAGGGCUCGGCGUGCAGCGUGAUCCUCUCGACGUCGCCCUGGGACUGCUGCACCCACUGGUGGCAGACGCGGCUGAUGCUGGAGCAGCCCCUCGCGGUCAACGAGGGCCAGGCCGUCAGCGGGUCGGUGGCGUUCGCGGCCUGCGAGGGGAACACCUACCGGUGCCGGCUGGUCCUCGAGAGCGGCGGCGUGCGCCGGGAGCAGGCCGGCAUGGAGCUGAUCGACACGGACGGGACGCACCGCAGCGUCAAGAACAAGACCGUCCAGCUGCAGUCUGGGGCCCAGGUCCUCACGCGGCCGAUCACGGGGGGGCAGCACAGCUUCCGAGAGGAGCUGGACGAGCGCCAGCUCGCGGCGGCCUACGCCGCGGCGCACGCCGCGGCGCUGCGCCACUCAGCGGGCGACGCCGGGGGGGCCGCGGCGGGCUGA